GCAAAAACCAGUCUCCUAAAUCGAUGGAAAACGGUGUCAACGGGGAGCAUGAAGAUCUUAAUCCAGAAGUGAACGACACUACAUCAUCAUCGAGGUUCUGGAUUGAAUCAAAAAAGCUAUGGUACAUUGUCGGUCCCGCAAUCUUCAGCCGCGUCGUAAGUUUCUCCUUGAAUGUCAUUUCUAUAGCCUUUGGUGGCCACCUCGGCAACGUUGAACUCGCUGCCCUUUCCAUAUCCAUCAAUGUCCUCGUCGGCUUCAAUUUGGGUUUCCUGUUAGGGAUGGCGAGCGCCUUGGAGACUCUGUGUGGGCAAGCCUUUGGGGCGAAGAAGUACCAUAUGUUGGGAAUAUACUUGCAAAGGUCAUGGAUUGUGCUCUUCCUCAGUGGUAUUUUGUUCCUACCCAUUUACGUUUUCGCUGCUCCGGUUAUGAGACUCAUUGGACUGCCCGAAGAAGUGGCGAAACUCUCUGAGGUCGUGGCUCUGCGGCUCAUACCGCUGCAGCUCGGAUUUACGUUUCUGUUGCCAGUGCUACGGUUCCUGCAGUCCCAGCUUAAGACCUUUGUGAUUAUGUGGGUUUCUUUUGCGGCUUUACUGGUUAACUCGCUGCUUACUUGGCUCUUCCUUCGUGUGUGGGAUUUUGGACUUGUUGGUAUUGUUGUUGCUUUGGACAUCUCUUGGUGGGUUCUGGUUUUAGGGUUGUGUGGGUAUGCUAUGUGUGGUGGAUGUCCUCAAACUUGGACUGGAUUCUCUGCACAAGCCUUUACGGGUCUCUGGGAGUUCAUCAAACUCUCUGCUGCUUCCGGAGUCAUGCUCUGCUUGGAGAACUGGUAUUAUACAAUAUUGAUGUUGAUGCCUGGCUACUUGAAGAAUGCUACAGUUGCAGUGGGUGCCUUGUCAGUCUGCAUGAACAUCAAUGGGAUCGAGCUCAUGAUCCAUAACGCUUUCUUUGCUGGUGCAGGAGUAAGGGUGGCCAAUGAAUUGGGAGCUGGUAACGGUAAAGGCGCAAAAUAUGCAACUAUGGUGGCUGUGUCCUAUUCGGCUGUGAUUGGGCUCUUUUUCUGCAUGCUAAUCCUAAUACUCCGCGACAAGAUCGCAUACAUCUUCACAUCAAGCACUGAUGUCAUCCAUGAAAUUGACAAGAUGUCGUACCUCUUAGGGGCCACAAUUCUAUUCAACAGUAUUCAGCCAGUCUUAUCGGGGGUAGCUGUUGGAUCGGGAAGGCAAGCAACAGUUGCAUAUAUAAAUAUUGGAUGCUACUACGUUAUUGGUCUUCCUGUUGGAAUUCUAAUGGGAUGGGUCUUCCAUUUGGGCGUUAUGGGUAUUUGGGGUGGGAUGGUCUUCGGCGGGACGGCUGUUCAGACUAUGAUAUUGGUCAUCUUAACAAUGCGAACCGAUUGGACGAUGCAGGCUGAGGAAGCCAGUAAGCGCGUAAGUAAGUGGACAAACGUCCCUAGCGACUCAGAAGAUCACCAAGCGGAAGUUGAACACUAACAAAAUUGAUCAAGUUGAUACAUGGAUCGAUGUUGCCACCGAUAAUUAGCCUACAAAUUUGAGUCUA
Juglans regia (Persian walnut) is the source of this 1557-nucleotide messenger RNA. Its product is annotated as protein DETOXIFICATION 27-like. Gene Ontology annotation, cellular component: membrane. Gene Ontology annotation, biological process: xenobiotic detoxification by transmembrane export across the plasma membrane. The record is from RefSeq and is a predicted model, not a curated record. The transcript is spliced from 8 exons. Lineage: Eukaryota; Viridiplantae; Streptophyta; Magnoliopsida; Fagales; Juglandaceae. Gene Ontology annotation, molecular function: xenobiotic transmembrane transporter activity; antiporter activity. The coding region runs from base 24 to 1490 and encodes 488 amino acids.